UCUCUAUAUAAACCAUGCUUGCGAACCCCAAGAUCAUAACACAACAAAGCUUGGAAAUAGCCAUCCUCAACUAAGAAAAAUGAAUUUCAGUAGCUAUUCUCGAUUCCUAAUAGUAUUUGUAGCCCUUGUAGGUGCUCUUGUUCUUCCUACCAAGGCUCAAGACAGCCCACAAGACUAUCUAAGGGUUCACAACCAGGCACGAGCAGCGGUAGGCGUAGGCCCCAUGCAGUGGGACGAGACGGUUGCAGCUUACGCUCGGAGCUACGCAGAGCAACUAAGAGGCAACUGCAGACUCGUACACUCGCGUGGGCCUUACGGAGAGAACUUGUCCUGGGGUAGCAGCGACUUGUCUGGCGUCUCGGCCGUGAACAUGUGGGUUAACGAGAAGGCUAACUACAACUACGCUUCCAACACGUGCAACGGAGUUUGCGGUCAUUACACUCAGGUUGUUUGGAGGAAUUCAGUGAAACUCGGAUGUGCUAAAGUGAGGUGUAAUAAUGGUGGAACCAUCAUCAGUUGCAACUAUAGUCCUCGUGGGAACUAUGCGAACCAGAAGCCUUACUAAUGCGUGAUCAUGCAUAUACAUAACACACGGACAUAAAAGACGUGUCUAUAUAUAUUUCAAUAAGAAGCAUCAUAUGUAGGAUGUUAUCAAUAUUUAUUAAAUAAUACAAAUAAUUAAGAGCAGAACUAUCCAAAGUUUUCAUAAUAAUAAGUUAUGCUCUUAACUAUUAUGAUGAACUAUAAUAAGUUUCUUUUUUGAAAUUUUUUUGUUGAAUAUCGUUCUUGUAAUAGUGUUGUAGACUAUCUCGCUAAAGAUUGUUUAUAUGAUGGUGAUUUCUGUUCUGACA
Messenger RNA from Camelina sativa (false flax), 851 nucleotides. Its product is annotated as pathogenesis-related protein 1. Gene Ontology annotation, cellular component: extracellular region. The record is from RefSeq and is a predicted model, not a curated record. Lineage: Eukaryota; Viridiplantae; Streptophyta; Magnoliopsida; Brassicales; Brassicaceae.